AUGGAUUCAUUAAUUCAUAUUUCAACAAUUAUAGAAACAUAUAAUAAUAUUUCUUAUGCUAUUUUUCGUAUUACACAAUCGUUAAGUGUCAUUUCUGUAGAAGCUGUUCUUUUCUAUCCAUUCGAAAUUUUACAAGUUGUCCAUGAUAAAACAUCUAAAAUUUAUUUAUUUCGUCCACCACGAGUUUGUAUUAUACCGCUCAAUAAUGAACUAAUUCGAUGUAUGACUGUUCUAAAAAGUGAAGAUCAAAUAUUAGCAUCUUCGGAUUUAAUUGAAUUUGAAUGGUAUAAAGAAACAAAAACUGAAGGAAUCAUAUCCAUAACUAUUCCAUUAACUCGAUAUUUUAAUUUAUUCAGUGAAACUAAUGAUGAUCUAGAAAAACGACGACGACAAGCACAACAAAAAAUUUUCGUACAACGUAAAAAAUUCGAACAAGAAAAAUAUGAUGAAGCUGGUGGUUCAUUAGCUACUAUUCCAACAUCAAGUAAUAGAUUAACAUCACCAACAGUUAUGUCUCAUUUACCAAGUAUAACAACUGUUAUUGAACAAUUUAAAACAGAUAAUCAAGAACAUUUUAUUAAAUCAAAAUUUAAUAUUAAUCAUGGAUUUCAAAAUGAAAAUGCUCCAAUUAUAUUACUGGGUUAUAAAAAUCGAAAAUGGAAAAAUUCUAAUAAUUUUACUACUAUUAUACGAAUAGCUGAUAAAGAUAUUUAUAUAAUUACUUUAUCAGAAUCGAAUAAUGAAGGAAAAAUUGAUAAAUUAGCUGAGAAUCUUUGGUCAUUAACAUCAGCUAAAUUAUUUUCUUGUGUUUUGGCACAAGAUCAUUCAUCUAUAAAUUCAUUUGGUCAUUAUGCUCUUUUGAUUGUACUAAUACAAACACAACGAUUAGCUGAAGAAAUUCUUCGCAAACGAAAUUAUACAGAAUAUAUUUUGACAAAGAACAAUUUAUCUCUGAUAGUAAUAGCAAAACACGAUUAUCAAAAAUAAAUCAAUAUCAAUCACAUCAUACAUUAUCAACUAGAUCAUCACUACCUAGUGUUACAAAAUAUGUUCAAUUUUGUCUAUCUGAAGGAACUUAUGUUAGAUAAAAGAUGUAGAAAUGCUAUUUGUUUGCAUGAAUAUUUAACAUUUUAGGUGAGAAUUAUAUCCAUGGGUAAUAUUGACGUACAUGAAAAAGAUAAAAGUUUUUGAUAAAGAAUCGAAUUGUUAAUAAUGAGUAGUGCCGAUCCAACGAAUCACAUAUAAUUUGUUUUUUCGAACAUUCAGAUACACUUUCAGAAAGUUAUUCGAUAGAGAAUUUUUUGUUCUACAGAAUUGCUGCAUUUUUUAUCAAAUAAGUUUUUUUUACGCUCACGAAUAUCUAGAGUAUGCUAAGUAUGUUAUGUAUGUGACAAAAAAAUGUGUUCGACUCGAGUAUAAUAUCUAUGAAAAUAAUCAUUCAGUAAUAACUGGAGAAUAGGAUUAUGUAGUUGCUCUUGUUUUUUUUUACUUUCAUGUAAUCUAAUCGUUUGUACUCUUCAACUUUGGAAAACAUGCGUUGUUCAAUACAGAGAUGCACGGUCCACGGGGUUCACCCCGCGGGCCCCGCGGGGCC
Molecule: messenger RNA, 1594 nt
Organism: Rotaria sp. Silwood1
Lineage: Eukaryota; Metazoa; Rotifera; Eurotatoria; Philodinida; Philodinidae
Source: the annotation of a GenBank genome assembly